Messenger RNA from Mytilinidion resinicola, 1755 nucleotides. Its product is annotated as OTU-domain-containing protein. Gene Ontology annotation, cellular component: cytosol; nucleus. NCBI's taxonomy places the organism in Eukaryota, Fungi, Ascomycota, Dothideomycetes, Mytilinidiales, Mytilinidiaceae. The record is from RefSeq and is a predicted model, not a curated record. Gene Ontology annotation, molecular function: cysteine-type deubiquitinase activity. The transcript has a single exon. Gene Ontology annotation, biological process: protein deubiquitination; endoplasmic reticulum unfolded protein response. The coding region runs from base 473 to 1513 and encodes 346 amino acids.
CCUGUAUCACGGAUUUGACGCCGAGACGGGAUUCGCCUGGUCUAAUCGUAAUUUUGAAGAAGUUUUGGAGAAUCACGUUCUCCGCGCCGUUGUCCUAGCGGUGGGUACCAUGGCUCCACACUUUUUGUUACCGCCAAGCCGACGCGGAAGUGCACGUGCUGACAGCCCUAUGGGAGGGUCUAUCAUUCGGCAGGGUCAUGUACAUUCACCGUCUUGUCGCCCGGAACUCCUCCUUCGCCUCCUCACUUCGUUUCAGCUUAUAAAACUCGUACAACCUGGACAACAGCUCACCAUACGUGGACCCCACAAUCUCACUGCCCGACAACGCUUUCGUCCAUUUCAACCCGCGUGUUUGUGCUGCACGACCACAGCCAGCGAAGCAGCCUCAGAAGGAACCGAGGAUUACCACGACCGGUUUGCUGGAGAGCCUCACCUCUAGAAUCGACUCGGCCUACCUCUGGCACGAUCAACCAUGCGCUUAAGGAUACGAGCGCCUUCGGGCGUCUCUACAAUCACACUCUCAGAUGACGCCACUGUCUCCGAUCUGCUCACCAGCAUAUCAGAAGCUUCCAGUCUCCCAGAGUUUGACCUUAAAUGGGGGUUCCCGCCACAGUCUCUCGAUCCCUCACUCUAUGGUCUUCCGACUCUCCUUAAAGAGACUGAUCUCGAACUCAACGGCGAGCAACUAAUAGUGUUGGCACGAGAAAGCGAAGGGUUGGCGCAGGCUUCCACAUCAGAGCCGUCCUCCCAAAGCACAUCGAACACCCUCACUCCUCCCCCCAUACCUACAAAAUCGAAACCGAAGAACCAGAUGGGGCCGUUAUCCUUGAAGCGGCGGAAGAAUGCGGCACUCGAAGAUCCACCGGAAAUACCACUGUCCUCCCACGGCGCCACUGUCGUGCUCCGCGUCAUGCCGGAUGACAACAGCUGUCUGUUCCGGGCCAUCUCAAGCGCAGUGCUGAGCGAUGAACUGGAUGCUAUGACGGAGCUGCGGUCAGUAGUUGCGCAGGCUAUCCAGAGUGACCCGGAAAAGUACAACGCUGUCACACUCGAGCAAACACCCGACGAGUACUGCAAGUGGAUACAGAUGGAGUCUUCGUGGGGUGGAUCAAUCGAACUUACCAUCCUUUCGGAGCAGCUCGGGGUGGAGAUCUGCAGUAUCGACGUUGAGAAUUUGCAUGUUUAUCGAUUCAACGAGGGGCAACCGAGGAGGUGUAUUGUGGUGUACUCCGGGGUCCACUACGAUACGAUAGCAAUCAGUCCAUCGGAUCCUCCGCAUACGCAUGCAGACUUGGGCGCCGAACUAGACCAGAAGGUCUUCGACGCUGAUGCAGAUGAGAUCUUGGAAGCUGCAGUGGAGCUCUGCCGGAAGCUCCAAAAAGGAGGAUACUAUACAAAUACCCAGAAGUUCUCAAUCAAAUGCAACCUGUGCGGAUGGAGAGGGAAGGGUGAAAAAGAGGCGGUCAAGCAUGCUACUGCGACUGGGCACAGUGACUUCGGCGAGGGUGAUUGAUGGAGCGAGAGACUGAUUCUUCACUACGAAGACAUGGAUUAGAGUGCCGUGGAUUACAGCGGGAGCGACACUAUCACGUUUUUAGCAUACACGGCAUGGCAUCUUGGGGGAUGCGGUAAUAUACCCUUUCACUGGCAUCUUAUUUCUAACUGUUAAUAUUCGACAUCACCCCUAUGCAAUUUCAUCCAGAUUUUCCACUUUGAUCUUCCAAUGCAUCCGUCAUUACUUAUAGCCGUUAAAAG